Messenger RNA from Centruroides sculpturatus (bark scorpion), 1027 nucleotides. RefSeq lists its product as uncharacterized. Bases 210 to 989 code for a protein of 259 amino acids. The transcript is spliced from 6 exons. NCBI's taxonomy places the organism in Eukaryota, Metazoa, Arthropoda, Arachnida, Scorpiones, Buthidae. The record is from RefSeq and is a predicted model, not a curated record.
AGUGGAAUGGUAUUAAAAGGUUAUGUUAGAAGUGGAAUGGAGACUUUCAGAUGGAGAAGAUAAACAUUCUAUUAUUGUGCUCGAGUUUGUUAUAAAUCCUAAUUACAGUUACAAUAAAGAAAUUUUUAAAUAAAAUGAGAUUUAUUGUUAUAAAUGAAGAUAAAUUUAAAUGUGAAUAUAAUUCAAGACAUUAUAUUUGAUAAAUUGUAAUGGUAAAAACCAACGAAGAAACUGUUGACCAGAGACAGUAUAAUCAAAGCCAGUCAAAUAUUCAACGAGGAAAAUGGAAGAAAAAACCUCCAGAAGGCUCAGAUGAAAUGGUUACAUUAACAAAAUCACAACUUCGAGCUAUUUUAGAAGCAAUUGGACAAAUUGGGCAAAGAAGAGAUAAUGAUUUACAAGAAAUUGGUGUUGGUGGUGACGACGAUGAUGAUGAUGACUGUGAAAACUUUGAAGAAAAUAACAUUAAUCACAAUAUUAAUGACAGCAGUGAAUCAAAUUGUCCAGCAUUUAAUAUUCUCUCUCAUCAUUCCUGUUCUGAUUCUACAAUUCAAAAUUCUGAGAAAGAUUCUUCUCAAAUAUCAACACUUUCACAACCUUCAACAUCUAGCAGGCCGAUUCCAAUGAGUCGUCUUGAUCAAAAACGCUUGCAGUGGGAAAAAGAAAGAGCUGAAAUGCAAGAAUGGAAUCCUUGGGGUAAACCAGGUGCUGGUGCUCCUAGAAACAGACAUUCUGCUUCACAGGGAUUAUCAAAAACUGAAUCACAGGUCUUGGUUGUUCAUUCUACAUCAAAUAGUUCCUAUCCUACUCCGUGUAGAAGCAGUUUAAGUUCACCAUUUCAUAUGUAUAAAUCUCCUAAUGAUACUCCACAAGGAUCACAAUCUCCUAAUUUGACUACCAUUUCACAGUCAUUAAUGAAAACUUUCAGAAAUUCUCUAUCAUUUUCAGUAAGUUUUUUAAUAUUAUUUAAAUAUUUGAUUUUUUUUUAAUCAGUCAAUCAAUCAAUGCAUUAUUCAAGACAGAAGGU